Girardinichthys multiradiatus is the source of this 2391-nucleotide messenger RNA. RefSeq names its product transporter associated with antigen processing, subunit type t, teleost specific (gene tap2t). The record is from RefSeq and is a predicted model, not a curated record. Gene Ontology annotation, cellular component: membrane. Gene Ontology annotation, molecular function: ABC-type oligopeptide transporter activity; ATP hydrolysis activity; ATP binding. Lineage: Eukaryota; Metazoa; Chordata; Actinopteri; Cyprinodontiformes; Goodeidae. The transcript has 12 exons. Bases 192 to 2327 code for a protein of 711 amino acids. Gene Ontology annotation, biological process: transmembrane transport.
GAGAACACUGUUAAAUAAGCAGUUAUGUUCUUGUUUCUAUGUACCUUAAUAAAUAGCAACCGAAUGUAAACAAAUAAAACUGAAAGUGAAACCGAAAGUAAGUCAGCAAGCAGCCAGUAGCUAGCAGCUUGUGGAUAGGCGGUGGAGAGCGAUUGAGCCUUAGCAGCCGGACCGACCAUCAACGGAAAGUAAUGGGAGUGAUAACAUGGGCAUUGUUCAUCAUUUUUCUCGAUGCAUUGCUAUCUUCAGCACAGUGGGCCGGGCUGCUGCUGUUGAAGUGCUCCAGCUGUGGCGGACUGGCAGGAGUGUGGGCCUUUGGACUGGUAAAGUGGGUUUUUCUCCAUGUUUUAAUCUCAGCACUGGCAGAUAGAAAACACCGGGCAUUACCUCAUAGGUUUGCAGCACUCCUCUGCUUUAUUGCUCCUGUGUUUGAAACUGGACGGGUCCUCACGGAGUCUCCCUCGGAGCAGUAUAGAGGACCUUCUCUUGACCCCAUCAUGCUUUUGUUGGGUGCUGCGUCCUCAUCGCUGGCCUGUCUAAUAUGGGAAAAAUGGCUUUCUCGUGAUGGACAGAUGAAAAAAGAGAAUCCGGAUACUAAACGUUUGCUUAUGAGAGUGCUGACAUACUUCAAACCAGACACUGUUCAUUUGAUUACAGCUUUUGGUUUCCUCAUCAUGGGAGUCAUCUGUGAUACUUACAUCCCUUUAUAUCAAGGGAAUGUGAUUGACAUACUCAGCGGUCAACAGCUUCAAAGUGGCUUUGGUUAUGCAGUCGGCCAUCUAGUGCUCAUUUAUUCUGGAAGUGCAGUGUUCUCUGGCAUGAGAGGAGGCAUUUUUAUGGUUGCUUUGGCCAGACUGAACAAGAGACUGAAGCAUCUGCUGUUUCACAACCUACUGAAGCAGGAGGUGCACUUCUUUGAGUUGAACAACCCAGGACGACUGUCCUCCCGCUUGCACAGUGACGUAGACAGGAUGGGACGUACCGUUGCCCUGAAUGCCAAUGGAGCCGUCCGCAGCACAGCCAAAACUUUCCUCAUGCUUAGAGUGAUGUUGGGGCUGUCCUGGGAGUUAACUUUGCUCACCUGCAUAGAGAUGCCACUCCUGGCCAUAAUACAGAGUAAAUACAUCAGCCUGUCCAAGGUUCUGAAGGAUCAGACCCAGGAAUGCCACGCUCAAAACAAAGAUCUGACAUCCCAGACGAUCAGCGGGAUCCGAACGGUCCGCAGCUUCAAUGCAGAGGAAGAAGAACUGAGGAGGUAUCGUGUGGCUCUAGAAGAGUUGUGCGCCAUCAAAAGACGAUCAGGCAUAUACAGCGCAGUUUAUCUUCUAAUACGAAGGCUGGUGUCUCUGGGUAUAAAGAUAUUUAUGCUGAUUAAAGCCCGCAGCCUCAUCUCUUCUGGUCAGCUCAGCAUCGGUAGUCUGGUGUCCUUUUUUUUGUACCAGAAGCCCAUGUCAGUCAAUCUAAGGGAGAUCAUGUAUUGCUACGGAGAGACGAUGUCCACAGUAGGAGUCAUUUCCAAAGUGCUGAGUUACCUUGACAGGACACCAAAGAGUAAAGAGGAAGGAGACUUGGCUCCUAAGACGCUGGAUGGGAAAAUAGUUAUGCAAAAUAUUCAUUUCAGUUAUCCCUCUGCUCCUUCAGAUAAACCAGCUCUAAAGUUGAUAUUGUUGCAAAUCCAUCCGGGAAAGAUCACAGCUCUGGUCGGUCCCUCCGGCGGUGGAAAGAGUUCCUGCGUCAGCCUCCUGAAGAGGCUGUAUGAGCCUCAGGAGGGUCAGAUCCUGUUGGACGGGAAGCCACUGCACUGUUACAGAAAAAAAUAUUUCCACCAGAAGGUAGCAUUGGUUUCCCAGAAUCCUGUGCUCUUUUCGGGUUCCCUGAGGUACAACAUAGAAUAUGGCCUGGAGAAACCCCCUCUGGAGGAGAAGGUGAAAGAAGUUGCAGAAAAGAUCAAUGCACACAAGUUCAUCUCUGAAAUGGAGAAUGGAUAUGACACAGAUAUUGGAGAAUGCGGAGGCAAAUUGUCAGAAGGACAGAAGCAGAGCCUUGCCAUAAUCCGAGCUCUGCUUAGAGAUCCACAGGUCAUCAUCCUAGAUGAGGCUACAAGCAAACUGGAUGUAGAUGCGGAGAAUGCGGUGCUGAAUGAGGUUCUGGCUCACAAACGGACAGUUCUGAUCGUGGCUCAUCAGCUCCGGAUUGUGGAGAAAGCGGAUCACAUCAUUUUCAUGGAGGACGGAUUGGUCAGGGAGGAAGGGACCCAUCAGGAACUCAUGAACAAAAAAGGAGGCUACUUUCGUUUAAAGGAGGAGUUGUUUUCUGAAAGCAGCUAAAGAAGAGUGUUUUUUAGGGUGUUACGGCUGGUGGCCGUAUGUGUGUUUGUUUUGUACCUUCACC